Molecule: messenger RNA, 951 nt
Organism: Candidozyma duobushaemuli
Lineage: Eukaryota; Fungi; Ascomycota; Pichiomycetes; Serinales; Metschnikowiaceae
Product: WD40 repeat domain-containing protein
Exons: 1
Coding region: 1-951 (316 amino acids)
Cellular component (GO): catalytic step 2 spliceosome
Molecular function (GO): RNA binding; protein binding
Source: RefSeq, a predicted model, not a curated record
AUGUCAACUCACUUGGUCAAGAACGGCGGACUGGGAAAUGUACUAUAUAAUGAAGCCGUUGUAUUCUCGGGCCAUGAAGGAGCUGUUCUCUCAGCCCAGUUCAGUCCCUUUGGUGACAAUAUAGCCUCUGGAGGCAUGGAUCGAGACAUCUUGCUCUGGAAACUUCCCAUAGAUCCUGAAGAAGAGCUACCGAAUUAUGGUAUUUUACAUGGCCAUAAGGGGGCUAUAACGUCUUUAAGAUGGACACUGGAGUAUGGAUUAUUUUCUGGCUCCUCAGACACGACAGUGGCAUUCUGGGACGCUGAAACUGGAACCAAGAAGCGAGUAGGCAAGAGCCACUCUGCGAUCGUGAAUGAUUGUGCUUAUACUAGUCAAUUGGGGUUCUCUGUGGGUGAUGAUGGGGAUGCAAUUGUUUGGGAUGAGAGGGAGAAGAACGAAGUGCACAAGUUUCAGCUGGAAUACCCUUUAAUGGCUUGCGAGGCAUCUCGGGACACUAUCUAUGUGAGUGGAAUUGACUCCUACAUCAGAGCAUACGAUUUGAAAACGAGAAAACUCGCUUGGAAGACUCAAGCAUUCAUGGCUCCCACGACAUCUUUGGCACUCAGUCAUGACGGCAACAUGCUUGCAGCCAGAUCGAUGGAUGGUGAGAUUAGGCUAGUCAGCACGAAGAGUCUCAUGACAGAAGGAAUAAGCAGGGUUGGAAAAGCUUACGACGGAAGCGUUGGUGGGCCGCAAAAAAAUCUUGUUAGAGUUGCAUUUUCAGCGGAUGAUAGUCUACUAGGCCUGGGAUCAGAGGACCCCACGUCUGUGGUUUGGGGGAGCGCUUCUCGGCGAAUGGUCCACAAGCUCAAUGAUCACGGGAAGGCAGUGUUGGAUGUGAACUUCCACCCAACCGAGAAAAUUAUGUUGACAGCUUCUGCGGACUCUACUUUGGUAUUGCGAGAGCUCUAA